Messenger RNA from Pan troglodytes (chimpanzee), 2385 nucleotides. RefSeq names its product putative aquaporin-7-like protein 3. Gene Ontology annotation, biological process: water transport; glycerol transmembrane transport. Gene Ontology annotation, cellular component: plasma membrane; basolateral plasma membrane. Gene Ontology annotation, molecular function: glycerol channel activity; water channel activity; urea transmembrane transporter activity. The coding region runs from base 1648 to 2301 and encodes 217 amino acids. NCBI's taxonomy places the organism in Eukaryota, Metazoa, Chordata, Mammalia, Primates, Hominidae. The record is from RefSeq and is a predicted model, not a curated record. The transcript has 8 exons.
AACUCGGUCUCCACGGCACUGCUGGCCAGAUGAGGGAUGUUAUUUUGGGCAGUGCAUCUGAACUUGGUUCAAGUGGCACCAGCCAAAUCCCUGCCUUACUGACCUCUCCCCUGGAGGAUCAGGAGCAGCGCUCGAGGCCACCCUGGGAGGGCUGAGAGGCAGGCUCUGGACUGGGGACACAGGGAUAGCUGAGCCCCAGCUGGGGGUGGAAGCUGAGCCAGAGACAGUCACAGAGGAACAAGAUCAAGAUGCGCUUUAACUGAGAAGCCCCCAAGGCAGAGGCUGAGAAUCAGAAGACAUUUCAGCAGACAUCUACAAAUCUGAAGGACAAAACAUGGUUCAAGCAUCUGGGCACAGGCACAAAGAUCCAGGAAAUAUGGUGCGAGGAAGAUGAGAGGAAGAUAGCGCGAGAGUUCCUGGCCGAGUUCAUGAGCACAUAUGUCAUGAUGGGAUGGGGAACAUAGAGUGAGGAGCAGGUGUGCUGUGAGAUGGCAAACCUUCAACAGAGACUGAGACGCCCACGGAACACCAGGAGAGUUGCAGUGGGGAUUUGCAAAUAGGCAUCUGGCUCCCCCACGGAGAUGACGGGAAUUUCAGCACAUCAGGCAUAGCUGAGACUGUCUACGUGGUAAAACCAUGCCUGAAAAGACCUUUGGAAAAUCAGGAGGUUGCUGGAGCCCUUGGAGAGAGCUUUGGUGUCUGUGACAUGUGGAAGUGGAAGCCAGAUUGAGGAGGGGGUGCGAGGGAAGGGGUGAAGCAGCUGGCCAGUGUGUUCUCUCCUGCAGCCUGACUGAAACAGGGAGGGGGCAACCAGGAACCCACAGCUGGAGAAGGAUACUGGGCAGGGGUGGGACAGUUUGCUGGGAAGGAUGAGACUCCAGUGUGUGGGAGCCAAUCAAUGGGAGGAUGGAAGGUAUGGGGGAGACGGAGGCCUCUGCAGAGGGAGAGGAUAGCACAGGAGCCAGGGCUGAAGGGAACAGUGGCUCUAGACUGAGGGUAAUGGGCCUGAAGGUAGGCCCCUUCCCCUGUGAAGGCAGCAUUAUCUGAGGAGCCGUGAGGGAUGGGCAAGAAGCAGCAGCUUGGGAAUGCCGCCUGAGGUCAGUGGAAAUGAAGCUGAGGGCAAGACAGUUAGGGCCCCACUGUUCCAGCAUUGUGGGAAUUGCGGUGGAGUGUGUGUGUGUGUAGGGAGGGGUUCCUGGCAGAGUCAGGCAUGGACGGAUUUGGAGGUCCCUUGAAGAAACUUCCUUCAGGUCAGCCUGAAGUGUGAGGGACUCUGAGGGGGUGCAAUGCAUGGCAGCCAUCCCCCCCUCGCAGCCCUGCCUCACCCCAAAACUUCAGGUGGGCCUGGGGCUGAGGUGCUUGGAUGUUUGUAGUAAGAGCUUCUAACUCUGCCGCUCCACCCGGCUCUCAGUGGCUCAGGUCUGAGAGGCCUCAGCAGGGGCAAGGAGAGGAGGCAGUGAGGAGGGAAGGCUCUGGAGGAAGAGAGCAUGGCAGAGGGUCUUUGAGGCAACGCCAGGGAGGCCCAGGGCAUGGGGGUGAGGAGCUAGAACUGAGCUCUGAGCCCUCUUCUGAGGUUGGGGCUUCUGGGCAGGCAGCCCCCUUAGAGGCCCUCCCUUGUAGGUAUUCGGCCUUGGUUCCGUGGCCCAUAUGCUUCUAAAUAAAACAUUUGGGAGCUACCUUGGUGUCAACUUGGGUUUCGGCUUCGGAGUCACCAUGGGAGUGCACGUGGCAGGCUGCAUCUCUGGAGCCCACAUGAACGCAGCUGUGAGCUUCACUAACUGUGCACUGGGCCGUGUGCCCUGGAGGAAGUUUCCAGUCUAUGUGCUGGGGCAGUUCCUGGGCUCCUUCCUGGCGGCUGCCACCAUCUACAGUCUCUUCUACACGGCCAUUCUCCACUUUUCGGGUGGAGAGCUGAUGGUGACCGGUCCCAUUGCUACAGCUGGCAUUUUUGCCACCUACCUUCCUGAUCACAUGACAUUGUGGCGGGGCUUCCUGAAUGAGGAGUGGCUGACCGGGAUGCUCCAGCUGUGUCUCUUUGCCAUCACGGACCAGGAGAACAACCCAGCACUGCCAGGAACACACACGCUGGUGAUAGGCAUCCUCGUGGUCAUUAUCAGGGUGUCCCAUGGCAUGAACACAGGAUAUGCCAUCAAUCCGUCCUGGGACCUGCCCCCCCCCCGCAUCUUCACCUUCAUUGCUGGUUGGGGCAAACAGGUCUUCAGGUGGCAUCAUCUACCUGGUCUUCAUUGGCUCCACCAUCCCACGGGAGCCCCUGAAAUUGGAGGACUCUGUGGCAUAUGAAGACCACGGGAUAACCGUAUUGCCCAAGAUGGGAUCUCAUGAACCCAUGAUCUCUCCCCUUACCCUCAUCUCCGUGAGCCCUGC